GCCGCUCUGUUGCUAGGGCCGCUCUGUUGCUAGGGCCGCGGCUGCCGCCACGGCUCUGCCGCGGCCUUCCCGGCCUGCCGCCGCCUUCCCGGGCUGCGGCGAUGGUGAAGCUCGCUGCCAUGUGCGUCCUGGCAGGAGAUCCAACUGUGGGGAAGAGUGCUUUAGCCCAGAUGUUCCGCAAUGAUGGGGCUCAUUUUCAGAAGAACUACACACUGACAACGGGCAUAGAACUGUUGGUGAAGGCUGUAUCAGUUCCAGAGACAAGUGAUACUGUGGAAUUCUUCAUUUUUGACUCUGCAGGAAAAGAUCUAUUUUCUGAAAUGCUGGAGAAACUGUGGGAACAACCCAAUGUCCUGUGCCUUGUGUAUGAUGUCACUAAUGAGCAAUCUUUCAACAACUGUGACAAGUGGUUGGAGAAGCUGAGGGCUCAAGCAGCUGGAGUGCACAUCCCGGGUGUCUUAGUGGGGAAUAAAACAGACCUGAUUGGUCGUCGAGUUGUGGAGCAGAAACAAGCACAGGAGUGGGCUGAGAAACAUGGCCUGGAGUACUGUGAGAUGUCAGUGAAGGAGAUGAAAAAUUUUGAGGCCCCUUUCCACAUCCUGGCAAAGUCAUUUCACCAACUGUACAAAGAAAAAGUGGAAACUUUUCACUCACUAGCUUGAGGGCCAUUGACUGCCAUGACUUAUUUCUCCUCUAAGCUACUUCUAGUGCCCAGAAUCCUGCAGGAUGGAAUACAAGAGAAGAAAAAAGAUGAGCUAUUUGCUUCUUCAUGGUCAUCUUCUGGUAAUUCAAAAUAAACUAGAAAUAAGCAAGUGGAAAGACACUUUUCCAAAGUUGCUGCCUCAGCAUUCAUUUCAUGUCCUCUAGCUUGGUUCUCUGCUCACUGCAAGUCUGCUAGGUUUGAGGAGGCGGGAACUAAAAGGGGAGGGCAGAAUGGAAAUUGCCAGCUCUGCUUGAUACUGUCUUGUCUCUUUGUCUGAACAGACUUCCUGCUGCUACAAGCAAGGAGAUAGAGGUUUAGAGAAUUCGAAAGGAAACUGACAGGAUGUUGUUCAACAUAUGCAACCCAACCUUGAUACAUAUGUUGCAGGGCAGGACUGAUUUGGCCCGGCAGCUUGAAAAGCAUUUUCAGGAGGAGGCCUGUGCCCUAAAAUCAACCCAUGGAGACUGAGAUGUGUGGGGACCAAGCUAGAUUUGUUUCCAGGAGUGCCCAGAGUUUGAGGCCUGUUUUAACAGUGUUACCCUUAUCAGUUGUAGGACUGAUAUGCUGAUGACUGAUUUGUGGUUUUGACUUCUAGAAUCUGGUUCUUUUCUUCAGCGUGGCUCGCUUUCACUGCCUGAUAGGAAGAGUGUUGUGUCUGUACCGCUGUCAUUGGUAACGCAGUGCCCUCUGCUGGUUGCAGGUCACAAGAUUUCUCAAGAAGCCACCUCUCGAAGCGAGCAGGACUUCCUGCAGGAACAUCCAAACUGGCUUAUCUGCAAAAUGGGGUCAGAUAGCAGGAAUACCUCUUUUAUUCUAAAGACGAGUCCAGAAUUUAAAACAAAUCAUCUUUUCUUCUUCAUGUCUUUGUCAUUUUAUGUGGGUUUGUGUCAUUUUUCUUUUUGUCAGCUGAACUUGGCAAUACCAUGUUCUUAUUAGGUUCAGUUCUCAAUCCCUUACUAGAAGAAGAGUCCUCUUUGUUGUUAAACCUUCCUUGCUUAUCCUUGAAUUUUGGACUAAAGACCCGGAUUCUGAUGUUGCCAGUGGAAACAGGACUAAGGAAAUGAAAGACAGCCUGGCUAAGUUACUCUGACUCAGCCAUGUCUGGCUAGAAGUUUUGUAUCAGAAAGGUUAAAAGCCUAGAGAGAACUGCUCUUUUGUGUGGGGUACUGAUGUUGCAUGUGUAAAAGUCUAUUUGCUAACGCAGUAAAUGCAAGUAUCUGUGGUAAGGUACUGCCCUGUAACUGAGCCUAACACCGAGAAGUUCAAAAACUGUAACCUUUCACUUCUCCCAGAUUACGUUAGCCUCCCUCUGGGCAAGGGAAGCUGAAAUUUGUGGAGAGUAAGCACUGAGUGAUUUUUUUCAGGUAGGCUUUUCAGGAAUCUGUGUUUCAAGACUUCUGUAGGUGCAUUUUAUAACCAUUUUUAUGCCCAGUGCUGGGAAAAGUACAUUGGAUUGAACAUAAGAAAUAUGGCUGCAGAUCUUGUAGCAGAGUUUAUGAAGCACUUCAAGAAUCUGGAGAAGUAACCGGGCUCAUUUCACUGGCGAAUGUGUAUUGAUGCUAGGAAUUAGCUAGGGAUCAUGAAUACCAGCUAAAGAGGUUAAGUAGGAGCUCAGCCCACAAGAAAAGAAAAUGAAUAGGUUCUUUUGCUGGAAGCCACCUCAAAAAGCAACAGAGCCAGCUGAAAAAGCUCUUGCUUCCUCCAAAGAAAGGACUCAUCCUCCAUGGGUUUAGAGUAACUAGAAGGCUCACCCUUUUUUGAAUUGAAUUAGCAUUACUGGCAUUUGUAUCUUACACGGGUUGUCUUGUUAAUCCUGGAGAGUUUCUGUUGAUUUACAUCAGCUGAGUAGAGUCUUGCCUGCAGGUGCUCAGUACUUCUGACUAUUAUGAAUAAAAGUUAUUUUGGA
Messenger RNA from Athene cunicularia (burrowing owl), 2609 nucleotides. It is a transcript of the gene IFT27, whose product is annotated as intraflagellar transport 27. NCBI's taxonomy places the organism in Eukaryota, Metazoa, Chordata, Aves, Strigiformes, Strigidae. Bases 102 to 662 code for a protein of 186 amino acids. Gene Ontology annotation, molecular function: GTPase activity; GTP binding. The transcript is spliced from 7 exons. The record is from RefSeq and is a predicted model, not a curated record. Gene Ontology annotation, cellular component: Golgi apparatus.